AAAAUGCGUUUCUUCGACUGUCCGCUGAUACUUUGACACACUUCCAGAGAUCAGACUGCAGCAAGUACAGUGGUUCUCGUCCAGUUCUAAUCAUGUCGGAGUCCAUCAAGAACAUCGCGAUAUUUGGAGCAACGGGAAUGACCGGGCUGGCCACGCUGCCCAUAGCGGUGGCUGCAGGAUACAACGUGACUGUGUUGGUGAGGGAUGCCUCUAAGUUACCUGCUGACCACAAGGCUGCCAGAGUGGUGGUGGGUGAUGUCCUAAAUAAAGACGACGUGAAGAAGACUCUGGAAGGCCAGGACGCCGUCAUCAUCAUCCUGGGAACCAGGAGUGACCUUAGCCCAACCACCAUGAUGUCUGAAGGCACCAAGAACAUCGUGGAUGCAAUGAAGGCACGAGGGAUCCGUAAAGUGAUUGGCUGCAUGUCAGCUUUCCUCCUGUGGGCUCGCUCCAAAGUCCCGCCUCGUCUGAUUCCAGUGACGGAGGAUCACGAUCGCAUGUACACAGUGCUGAAAACAUCUGGGCUCGACUAUGUGGCUGUUAUGCCUCCUCACAUUGCUGGUGACCUUCCUCUGACUGAGCGCUACGUGGUGACAGAAAAUAUGCUGAAAGGACGAGCCAUCUCCAAGCACGAUCUGGGACACUUCUUUGUCAAGUGUCUGUCCACAUCAGAGUGGGAUGGAAAGACUGUGGGAGUCUGUGGAGAGUACAAAUAAUGAAGAUGCUUCCAUUUAUUUUUUGUCUAUGUAUAACCAAAAA
Molecule: messenger RNA, 759 nt
Organism: Cyprinodon variegatus (sheepshead minnow)
Lineage: Eukaryota; Metazoa; Chordata; Actinopteri; Cyprinodontiformes; Cyprinodontidae
Gene: blvrb
Product: biliverdin reductase B
Exons: 5
Coding region: 93-716 (207 amino acids)
Source: RefSeq, a predicted model, not a curated record